This is a messenger RNA of Harmonia axyridis, 609 nucleotides long. RefSeq names its product ADP-ribose glycohydrolase ARH3-like. The transcript has a single exon. Gene Ontology annotation, cellular component: nucleus; mitochondrion. The record is from RefSeq and is a predicted model, not a curated record. The coding region runs from base 1 to 609 and encodes 202 amino acids. NCBI's taxonomy places the organism in Eukaryota, Metazoa, Arthropoda, Insecta, Coleoptera, Coccinellidae.
AUGAUAGAUGCUGUUAUAAAGGCUACAAAAUUGACUCAUACUAAUCCUCUGGGUAUAAAUGGGGCCCUUCUGCAAUGUAUGGCAAUACAACAAUGUUUUAUGGUGAAACAUGGUGAGAAGAUUGAUGUCCAUAGAUUUGUAGAUGAGCUCUUGCACAAAAUGAAACCAUUUGAAUAUGAAGAGGAUGAAGAUUUGGAAGAGAUUCUUGAAAAACCAUAUAGAGAGAAGUUCUUGACAAUACAGAACCUACUUCAGAGAACAUAUGAUGAGGAUGAUGUACUCUAUGAUGAAAUUCUUGAAAUGUUGGGAAAUUCAAUAUCAGCCCUAGAAUCUGUUCCUACAGCAAUUUACUGUUUUUUAAAAGCAUGUUCAGAAACCCCUGAAUUGAAGGAUAUAUUCAGAAAUGCAGUAGAAUAUGCCAUAUCCCUAGGAGGUGACACUGAUACUAUAGCUAGUAUGACAGGAGCUAUAGCUGGUGCAUAUGUUGGUGAAGAACAUUUAAACAAACACUUGAUAAAACACUGUGAGAAACAUGAAGAGACUAUUGAAAUGGCAGAUAAUCUAUUGGCUGCAAGACAUGAACAAACUUCAGAAAUGAAAAACUCAUAA